This is a messenger RNA of Exophiala dermatitidis NIH/UT8656, 1693 nucleotides long. RefSeq names its product L-iditol 2-dehydrogenase, variant. The transcript has 2 exons. Gene Ontology annotation, molecular function: L-iditol 2-dehydrogenase (NAD+) activity; zinc ion binding. Bases 483 to 1385 code for a protein of 300 amino acids. Lineage: Eukaryota; Fungi; Ascomycota; Eurotiomycetes; Chaetothyriales; Herpotrichiellaceae. The record is from RefSeq and is a predicted model, not a curated record. Gene Ontology annotation, biological process: D-sorbitol catabolic process.
CGUUGAUGAUAAUGGUCGGAGGGGCACGGCGAGACUUGGCCCGAUGGUGUGUGCCCUGCAUCAGGGUCAAGGUUCAGUUGGGAGCCCAAUCUCACACUGCAGGGCGUAAGAUUGCCAUAUAAAGAAUGGUUGAGACCAUUGGCGAUCCUGGUGGCACCGCUGCCCCUCAGGAAUCAACAGAAUCCGUUGUCGUGAAGGUAUACUUCCUCAUCCGCAUAACAUCACUAUCAAAGUCACGAUGGAGCCGUCUGUGAGCAAUACAACACAACUCAGCAGCGCCCGCUAACCACCCGAAGAACCCCUCUGUUGUUCUAUACGGUCCAGGUAAUGCAAAGAUCGAAGACAGGCCAGAGCCCAGCAUUACAGACCCCACAGACGCAAUAGUACGGAUCAAGUUCGUAGGCGUGUGCGGAAGCGACGUGCACUUCUGGACAAAUGGAGGCGUGGGCGACAAUGUUGUUUCAGCCUCGCAACCCCUGGUAAUGGGACACGAGGCUUCAGGCACCAUUCAUGCCGUAGGACCUGGCGUCAGCCAUCUCAAACCCGGUGACCGUGUGGCCAUCGAACCGGGCCAACCAUGUCGGUCGUGUAUGCGGUGCAAAGAAGGGUUUUACAACCUAUGCCAGGAUAUGAAGUUUGCUGCAUGUCCCCCCGACAGUCCUGGAUGUCUGAGCAAAUACUUCAAGAUCCCCGCGGACUUCUGCUACAAACUGCCUCCACACGUGAGUCUGCAGGAGGGUGUCCUUGCGGAGCCGCUUGCCGUGGCAGCACACGCUGUACGUAUGGUCGGCGUGCAACCGGGCCAGAGCGUGGUCAUAUUGGGGUCCGGCACGAUCGGUCUGGCUUGCAGCGUUGUCGCUCGACUGUACGGGGCGAGAAAGAUCGUUGCCGUCGACUUGGUGGAUGAGAAAUUGGAAUUUGCAAGAGGGUUCAACAAUGUCAGCACAUUCGAGCCGGACUUGAAUGCCACACCGGAAGAGAAUGCCAGGAGGUUAAUACAGGAGAAUCAGUUGGGUCCGGGCGCAGAUGCGGCAAUAGAAGCGACAGGGUCAGAGAGUUCAAUUGCGACGGCGGUACAUGUUCUCCGACCGGGCGGCUCGUUCGUGCAGACUGGUUUGGGCAAGCCUGUGGUCAAUUUCCCCAUCCUGGCAAUGAGCGAGAAAGAAUUACACGUGCAUGGAGCGUUUCGUUACAGUGCUGGAGAUUUCAAGAUCGCAAUGGAUGUGCUCGAAGACAGCAUCGCCCCAAUGAGAAGUCUGAUCUCAAGGAUCUUUGACUUCGAGCAUGCACCCCAGGCAUGGGAAGCAACAAAACAAGGCCAGGGUAUCAAGAAUAUGAUUCGAGGCUAUGGAUAUAGAGAUUCCGCCAGAAUGGUCAAUUUGUGAAACCGGCAAAUUCGUCAUGGACAGACCAUCCCGACUAUUGAGAGGCGGGCGUUCAUUCGCAGGCUUGAAAUGACCGUAGCGACAGUGACUGUACAAUUGAUAUUGACAGAAGCGUAUAUUUUACACACACACCGAGUUCUGGGCGAGGGAUGAGCCUAGUGUUGGCUCCACUCAAUGGUGUUCAGAUCCACACCCUCUUGGACAAGUUCCCAGAGAGGACUCAAUUCCCGCAGGAAAGUAACUCGCUCCCGAACAGCGUUCAGAACGUAGUCAAUCUCACUGGUUGUGGUGAAUCGUCCAAUUCCGAA